Molecule: messenger RNA, 450 nt
Organism: Lucilia cuprina (Australian sheep blowfly)
Lineage: Eukaryota; Metazoa; Arthropoda; Insecta; Diptera; Calliphoridae
Gene: COX7B
Exons: 4
Coding region: 79-348 (89 amino acids)
Source: RefSeq, a predicted model, not a curated record
CAUAAUCAAAUUGUCAAUAUCUGCAAGUUUUGUUCUUCAUUUCAGGCAUACAGCACUUCUAAAGAAAACUAAGCGAAAAUGUUGGUACAACAUAUUGUCAAACAAGGACUCUUGUUAAAAAAUGUUGGUGCUAUGUCCCGUGCUGCUUACCAUGGCCAUGGCGUCAAGGUAACCAUGGACGAUAUGCCCGUACCUCAAGGUGACUGGAAGGAACACCACAGCCGCCAAAACGCUAAAUACAAUGCUGUUUUGUUGACUGGUGUUGCUGCUUUGGUCGGCACUCUUGCUUUGAUCAAAUCUACCGGUAUUGUUGAAUUGAACUACAGCCCUCCCAGCUCUUUGGAUUAAGUACUUGUUAAAUGUGCCCUAAGCUAUAAAUUCCCUUUAAAAUUAAGGCUUAAAAAUGGUUUAAAAUAAAGUGAUAGCAAAAUAAAACCAAAACAACCAAAA